UAGUUUAGAGUAAAUCGUCAACGUGAGUGCAACGAAACGCGCCUCACUUAAUUUUAUUAACUGAUCGUGUGCAGAGCAAUCAAAACACAAUACACACAAAAUGGGUUGUGCAACGGCCACCAUCAAAUAUUUAGUAUUUUUAUUUAAUGCAUUGUGCGCGUUGCUGGGCCUGGGCGUGAUUGUGGUCAGCUCGCUGGCGCUGAAAGAUGUGAUCGAUGAAACACGCCCGCUGAUCAUAUUCUUUAUAGUAAUUGGCUCCAUAGUAUUUCUCAUAUCCUUCUUUGGCUGCUGUGGUGCCAUCAAGGAGAAUGUCUGCCUCACCUGGACGUAUGCUACGUUAAUGCUGGUGCUGCUUAUAUUGACCUGUGUCUUGAGCUUUGCCUAUCUGAAUCGCAUUGAUGAGAAAGCCGUUUCUAAGAACACGCUCGACAAGGCCUGGGAUAAGCAAAAGAAUGGCACCGAUGCCAUGUCCAUCUGGCAGUCCAGCCUACACUGCUGCGGCGUUAAUGGCAGCAGUGACUAUACAAGUGCCAAUCUGGCCAUACCCGCCAGUUGUUAUGCCGGCAAUGGCACUGCCAAUGCCACUGCCACUCCCCCAGCCAAAAUUUACACAGAGGGCUGUCUGAGCUCAUUGAUCAAUGCGUAUGCCAAGAGCUUAAAGUACGUGAAGCUAUUUGCUUGGAUUUUAAUUGGUGUUGAGGGCGCCGCCUUUUUGUUUGCCACAAUACUGGCCAUAACCUUCAACAAUGAGCAACGACGUUCCAGAUACUAAGUUAAUAUA
Drosophila busckii is the source of this 781-nucleotide messenger RNA. Its product is annotated as protein late bloomer. The transcript has 5 exons. The record is from RefSeq and is a predicted model, not a curated record. Lineage: Eukaryota; Metazoa; Arthropoda; Insecta; Diptera; Drosophilidae. Gene Ontology annotation, cellular component: membrane. Bases 101 to 772 code for a protein of 223 amino acids.